AGCUCUUUCUGGCUCAGUCUGGUCUGGAAUCUCCGUGCCAGAUUUUUUUUUGUCUGACAAAUCCCAUGAUCCGAUUUUUCGCACUGGGUCUCUGCACCUGCCUGGCGCUGCGGCAAGAUAUUCCAUUUCCUGCUGCUUGGGAUUGGCUCAAGGAGGCGGGAGACCAGGAGCUGCUUGCAGAGUGGAUCCCCCCGGAGAGGCACAGCUUCGAGUGGCUGCCCUGCAGCGCAGAGCCCAUACACUGCGGCCAGGACUACUUCAAGGAGGUUUACGAGCACUUCCAGACAGCCAACGAGAUCAUUGUGCAGGGAUGGUGGUACGUGAUUGACGCGCCCUUAUUUGCGCCGGUCUACGGUGAGACGCCCACCAUCUCGCUGAAGGAGCUGAUCCGAUCUGCUGCCAUGCGGGGAGCGCACAUCUACUGCCUGUUUUGGAAGACGGCGCUCUCCGAGCAGCUGGGCUACCCAGUGGAGCAAACCGCCGCUGAGCUCACUGCGCUCCACCCCAACGUGCACACCUUGGUGGACACCACCAGGCAUCUCACUCCGACGCUCCUCUGGUCGGCCCACAUCAAGGUCACAGUCUUUGAUAGGAAGCUCGCGUACGCCGGGGGCGUGGACUUUGCGGGCUCCCGGCUGGACGGCGAGAGGCACAUCCUGCCGGACCAGGCCAGGACUCCGAACCCGGAGCACGCGAGGGGGCAGCAUGCGAACUUCAAGCCCUGGCAGGAUGUCAUGGUCAGGGUGAAGGGCGAGCCUGCUGAGGAUCUGGCCACCGUGGCCAUAGAGCGCUGGUGGACCUUCUGUGACCAGCUCAUCACCAGCACCACCCCGCCGUGCAGCGCCAAGCACAAGCCGCAGUUGGUCUCCCUUGGCGUGCUCAACGCCCGUUUGGUGACUAAGGCACAGGGCGGCAAAGCGGUGGAGCUCCGCAUAGACGCGGGCUACGAUGUCAAGGUAGUGACACUGCGGGGCGUGAACCAUACCAUCUCGCAGGACCUGGGCAAUCGCCGUGACCUGUCGGUCCGGAGCUUCGUGAAUCUGAAAGGGCAGGCCGACAGAGGCCUCUUUUUCAGCCCCCGGCGUGCUGCCAGAACAGAUGCCCGUCCCUCCUGCGCCGUCUUCGGCGCCGAGAGUGCCGGCCCCAUCUCCUUCAGCGACUGCCAGUGCAAAGCGAAUUCGUAUUUGGCCGGAACUGCGCCGGCGUGCAAGACGGAGCGGAUGAGUGUGAAGUUCUACUUCAAGGAUGUGGCUGGCACGGACUGCUUCUGCCAGGACUAUACCACGACCGUUUGGCUGAACGAUCUGCGUGCCGGCAAAGACGUGAGAGUGGCAGGAAACGUGGUGCACCUUCGCCUGGCCAAGCCCGCUGUGGGGGCACUCGAGGAGCAACGCCAGCAAUGCCGGGUGCUGCUGACAGGCGACAACACCUGGUUUGGGGGCCGCCAAGUCAUGGUUGACAUCUACCAGGAGCACAAGAAGCUGAUUGCCGGCGCCACCUCAAGCGUCUACAUCGAGAACCAGUAUUUCGGCAGCAAACUCUCUCCUAGAGUGACAGAGAGCCUGCAUUCUUGCUCCAAGCUCUUAAGCAGCGCUCAGAACGACUUGGCCACCGAUCUUUACCAGAAGAUCACCACAAAGGCCAAGAAGGGAGAGCCCUUCUCCGUGGUGAUCGUCAUCCCGCUGGCCACCGAAGAGUGCGAGACGCACUACCCCAACCUCCAAAAUGCACAAUGCCUGGAAGAGGCUUUGAAGCAGUUCUGGGUGCUGAACAACAUUCGAGUUCCGCUGAAGAACUACUUCGGCAUGCACCACCUGGCGAAUGUGGUGCCUUAUCCGAGGGAGGCAGCUGCGUCCGCCUUCUACGGGAUCUUCGUGCAUUCCAAGCUGCUGGUGGUGGAUUACGACAAGCCAGGUGCGGAGUCCAUCGUAGGCAGCGCCAACCUCAACGACCGCUCCUUGCUGGCCAAUCGGGAUGCCGAGGUGUCCGUUGGCGUCAAGGGCCAAGCCUUUGCGCAGGAUCUGAUGUCGAAGCUGUUGCGGCAGCACGCGGACAUCGCACCGCCAGCUUCUGAGCAGCUUGCGACAGAGAUGGCCAGGGUGGCGGCAUCCAACGUGGCCAAGUUGAGCUCCCUUGGCCUCGACUGGUCGCAGGGCACCUUCUCCGGCAAGCCCUUCUUGAACCAGAACGUCGACGAGAGCCGGCCUGUGCCAGCGACGCUGGACAUGGCGGAGUCCUUCAAAGUGGGCUCAGGCGUGCACUGGUUCCGCAUCAACCAGACCGCGGUGGCUUUGGACGGCCACGUGCUGCCCUUUUCACAGCGUGUUUGGGGAGAUGCCGACGUCUACAGGUCCUGGAAGCAUUUGCACCCUUACGCGGCCUGGCUGCAGCAAUGAACCUCUCAG
Molecule: messenger RNA, 2405 nt
Organism: Effrenium voratum
Lineage: Eukaryota; Dinophyceae; Suessiales; Symbiodiniaceae
Source: the annotation of a GenBank genome assembly